AUGAAAGUAGCAUCUGCAGAGGAAUAAUUGUUAUGCAAAGUUGAUUUUUACAAAGUACAAUUUGUUAUGCCAAAAUUUGUAUAAGAAGAAGGCAUUAUAAAGCAUAUAGUUUCAUAUAAAUCACCAAUUUGGAAGUCAAUAAUUUAUUGGGUUUUAUGUGUCUUAUCAAGUAAUUAUAAUAUAUUUAAUUUUAGUUGGUUUAACAUAUUUAUUUUCAAGAUGGGAAUAAAAAUUUAAUAUAUGGUUAAAAUUUUAGAAGUGCUUAUUGGAUGAAGCAACACAUUUGGUUAUUUACUCUGCUUUAGAUGAAAUAGAACUAGUAAAAAUAGAAGAAAAAUAAAUACAGAAAGGAGAGAAAUACUUUAAAAUGAAGAUUUUUAGUUAUAGACUCUACUCAUACUAUUUGGAGGAUGGGUAAUUCAAACCAAUCGAAACAUCAUUUUAUAAAUUAUAGCAUAAAGAAAUAAUCUAACAAUUUUGUAAUGGUUUGUAAAAUCCAGAGGAGAUUGCCCAAAUUUAUGGAUAUAAUAAUACUACAAUUCCUAACAAAUCUACAAUUAAAAUAUUGAUAGAUGAAGUGUUAUCACCAUUUUACUUAUUCCAAGCUUUUAGUGUUACUUUAUGGUUGAUUGAGUCUUAUACAUAUUAUGCUAUUGUAAUACUACUAUCUUCAUUGAUAUCAAUUGUGAUUAGUUUAAGAGAAAUGAAAACAAAUUUUAAGCGAUUAAGAGAGAUGUCGGCAUAAAAUACAACUGAAAAUCUUUUUAGAAAAUAAAAUAAAAUUAGAAUAGAAAAUGAAUCUCUCAUUAUUCCAUAUGAUCUUAUUUAAAUAAAGGAAAGAUACAAUUCAAAUGAUAUUUUCCCAGGAGAUCUUAUAGAAGUACAAAAUGAUUGGACAGUGCCUUGUGAUUGUAUUUUAAUGAAUGGAUCUGCUAUUGUGAAUGAAUCAAUGUUGACUGGUGAAUCAAUACCAAUUAUUAAAACAUAACUACCUUAUAAUUCUAAUAUUUAUAAUCCACAAGAAGAUUCAAAAUCAUUUACAUUAUAUGCAGGAACAAAAUGUAUUGAAGCAAGACACCCUGAAAAAGGUAAGAUUCCUAUAUUGGCACUUGCUACAUAAACUGGAUUUUCAACAAUAAAGGGAGAGUUAGUUAGAUCUAUUUUAUAUCCAAAACCAGUUACUUUUUCAUUUUAUAGAGAUUCAUUAUUAUUUCUUGUAGUUUUAGCUAUUAUGGCAUUUAUUGGAUGGGUUAUAGCAUUACCAAAUACAAUAAAAGGAAUUGAAGAUGGAGAGAUGACUAUUUUUUGGUUUAUAAUAAAUUCUUUUGAUUUAGUUACAAUUACAGUACCACCAGCAUUGCCUACAUGUUUAUCAAUUGGAGUUUCAUUUGCUUUAGGAAGAUUAUAAAAAAAGAAAAUAUAUUGUAUAUCUCCAAAUAAAGUUAAUGUCGCAGGAAAGAUAACAAUAAUGUGUUUCGAUAAAACUGGUACCUUAACUGAAGAUGGCCUUGAUCUUUAUGGAGUUAGAGCUAUUGGAUAUAGUGAAAGUAUUAUUAAAUCUAAAAAUGAUAGAAAAAUAAAAAUUGAAAUUUGAUGACUUAGUAGUUAAUGUAAAUGAUCUAAAUGUUUAAGAUAAAUCAGUAAUACUUGAUAAUCCUUCAGGAGCAUUUAAUGAAUUAAAGAGAAUACCAAAAUAAGUUUUAUUCGAGAUAAUGGCAUCAUGUCAUAGUUUAGCAACUGUUAAUAAUAAUUUAAUAGGGGAUCCAUUAGAAAUUAAAAUGUUUGAAGCUACUUAAUAUAAAUUAGAUGAUCUUAAUUCUUUAGUAUAUUCUUAAGAAGGUAAUCAGAUUAAGAUAGUUAAAAGAUUUGAAUUCUCUUCAACUCUUUAAAGAAUGAGUGUAAUAGUAGAAAAAGAUGGAUUAUUAAAAGCUUAUGUAAAAGGAUCUCCUGAAAAAUUGAGGGAAUUAUGUAAUAAAUAAAGUGUGCCUACUAGUUUUCAUAAAAUUUUGGAUUUCUACUCAAAGUUAGGAUUUAGAAUAAUAGCUUGUGGUGCAAAAACUUUAUAAAAAGAAACAAAUAGAGAUGAUGUAGAAUCUAAUCUCACUUUUAUUGGAUUAUUAAUUAUGUAGAAUAAAUUGAAAUCAGUAACUAAGAAAAUUAUUUAAACUUUGUAAGAUGGAUUCAUUAGAACUAUUAUGGUUACAGGAGAUAAUGUUUUAACAGCUAUUUCUGUUGCAAGAUAAUGUUCUAUAGUUUAACCUAAUUAAAGAAUAUUUUUAGGAGAUAUUGGAGAAGAGAAAAUUAAUGGAAAAAAUUAAAUUGUAUGGAAAGAUUUUGAUAUGAGUGAAAAUGUGUUAAAUCCAGAAAAUUUAUCACCUGAAUUAGAUAUUCAAGAUGAUCCUGAUAAUGUAGAAGAUGAAAAUGAAAUGAUAUGGAAUCAAUUAUCAAUUAAAGAUAAAUAAUCUUUAGAAAUUGCAUUAAAUGAAGGUAUUGGUUAAGUUAUUGAAGAGGAAGAUCUAGAAAAUAUACCUUAAACAAUAUAUCAUGAAACAAAAUCAAUAUCUAGAAGAUCUUAAUAAUUUUAAAGAAGCAAAAUACUAUCAUAUAAAGAAAAGGAAAAACAAUUAAUUUUAGAAAAUUUAGAUCAUUUGAUUGAUGAUUAAGAUCCUUGGAAAACUAAUGAACCCUUUGUUAUUGCUAUAUCUGGUAAAGCUUUUUAAUUAUUGACAAAAUAAAUUGAUACUAAUCCAACUGCUAGAAAGGUUUUUGGUAAACUUUUAGAAAGAGCAUAAAUUUUUGCCAGAAUGAAACCUGAAUAAAAAGCUUUAUUAAUUACUCAUCUCUAAAAAAUUAGUAAAAAAGCCUUAUGUGGUAUGUGCGGAGAUGGAGCAAAUGAUUGUGGAGCAUUAAAAGCAGCUGACGUUGGAAUAUCUUUAUCUGAAGCUGAAGCAUCAAUUGCAGCUCCCUUUACAUCUAAAAUUUAAGAUAUUUCUUGUGUUGUUAAACUUUUGAGAGAAGGUAGAGCUUCAUUAGUAACAAGCUUUCAAUGUUUCAAAUAUAUGGCAUUGUAUAGUAUGAUUUAAUUUAUCACUUGCACUUUGCUCUAUUUAAUUUUAGCUAAAAUUUCUGACUUUCAAUUUCUCUAUAUUGAUUUAAUUUUAAUUAUUCCUUUAGCUUUUACUAUGGGUAAGACAAAAGCUUAUAAAUAAUUAACAUAAUUCUAACCAGGCUCAAAUUUACUCUCUUUUCCUGUUUUAAUGUCUGUUAUUGGACAAACUAUUAUUUAAUUAUCCUUCUAAUGCAUUGUAUACUUUAGUUUAAGAACAUAAAAUUGGUAUGUAAGCAAUUUUGUUAUUCAUGAAGGAAAUACUGAUGAUCACUAUGCAAUGAUGAUCAAUUAUGAAAAUACUGUAAUUUAUUUAACCAUUUUAUUUAGAGUCUUUUUUUAUAUUCAAGUUUCUAAUAUAUUUUUUAAUGCAUCGCCUUCUCUAUUGGAAAACCUUUUAGAAGAGAAUUUUAUACUAAUUUAGGCUUUACUUCUGUUUUGAUCAUACUUUUUAUCAUUAAUUUUUAUGUAUUUUUCUUUUCACAGCAUCCUUAAUUUUUAGCUGAUGAUAUAUUUAAGGUAUUUUAUUUAUAAGAAUCUUUUAGCUUAUUUUCACUUACUAAGAUAGUUCAAUGCCCUAAAAAUGGUUAAUAUCAAUGUUCAUCUUAAUGAUUAUUAAUAUGGCUGUAACUAUUCUAUUUGAAAAAUACGCCGUCCCUAUAACUACAAGAUUUUAUAGAGCAAAAAAGAGAUAAAUAGUUAAAAGAUAUCGCUAUCCUGAAAAUCCUUAUCUAAGAGAUUGA
Messenger RNA from Paramecium sonneborni, 3849 nucleotides. The record is from the annotation of a GenBank genome assembly. NCBI's taxonomy places the organism in Eukaryota, Ciliophora, Oligohymenophorea, Peniculida, Parameciidae.